Podarcis raffonei (Aeolian wall lizard) is the source of this 3873-nucleotide messenger RNA. RefSeq names its product ALS2 C-terminal like (gene ALS2CL). Lineage: Eukaryota; Metazoa; Chordata; Lepidosauria; Squamata; Lacertidae. The transcript is spliced from 26 exons. The record is from RefSeq and is a predicted model, not a curated record. The coding region runs from base 498 to 3347 and encodes 949 amino acids.
GCAAAACGAAUAAGGCUCUGAGGUCUUCAGAGACCCUCAGAGGAAUGUUUGGUGGUGAACACAGGAGAGGGUCUUCUCCCUGGCUGGGCUUUCUGUGAAUCUACACCUCUACUGCUGCCUCCAGAGGUCUUUGAUCUCCUCCACCAGAAUUACGGCUUGGUCAUCCCAUGAAUGGUCAAAGAACAGUCCCUUUCUCGGAUCCCGCCUUCAGGAAAACUUCAAAGCAUUUCAGGGAGGAAGAUAAGAGGACAAUCCUGUCGCCAUGAAAUUUCUCAACUUAUCUCCCUGCUCUGAACUGAAACCAGCACCUCCCAGGCCAGACAGGCCUGUCUCAAGAAUUUCUUAGCCCUCCAGAUCUGAUGCUGGGCAAAUCCUGGUUAUGCAUUCUGGAGGAAGGAACUCUGCGUUCAGCCAAAGAGCCACCUUUUUUCACCCACAAAGUCCUGCCAUUUAUUUACCUUUCUUCCCGGGGACGGUGAGCUUCGAGCCCUAAGAAGAUGGGGUCCCCUCCUCUGCGCGGACAGGUGGACAUGAGCAUCACAGACGUCGCUGCCUCACUGCUUAGGACGGAGGAUUCCUUCUCUGCCUGCCUUGCUCGGAUCAACAGCAUCGUCCUCCAGCCCCUCCUGCAGUCAGGGUCUUUUGAGAACGCGAAGCUUUUGGACGAGCUGAACGACCGCUUCCAAGUCAUCUGGGACCUGACGGAGGAGAGCUACAGAACUCUGAAGCAAACCUUCGGCGUGUCAGAAUCCGUCAGCAUCCAAGACCUGUACCUGGCCCAGAAAGCCGACUUGUUCCUUGACGCUUACAUCCAGUACUUCUCCACUUUCGCCAGUUGUGUCGUGACCCAAGUCUUUGACCAUGCUGCCAGGAAUAAAAGCGAUUUCUGGAAGAGCCACAAGCCAUCGCUGCAGCAGUUCCUCGCCGACUUCUCCCCGGGGACGUCCAUCGCUGUCGCUCUCCACACUGUGCUGCACAAGCCCUUCUGGGAGCACCUCCAGAAGUACAGCCUGGUCUUCUCCCAACUCAAGGAAGCUCCUGGCCAGAACCUGGUUAAAGAAGUGAGCAAAGCUGCCGAAGGGUUUGCAAAGCUUCACUUGUUCAUUUGCCAAGCUUUGGAUGAAGCCAACCUCACCCGGAACCUCUGGAAGUCCCUGGGCCACAAGUUCACGGAUGUUCUUUGCGUUCCUGAGAGGAGGCUGCUGGAAGACAGCCGGAAUCUUGCCCUCUAUCCCAGCACAGGAAGAUCUGACCGGGUUCUGCUCUUCAACGACAUCCUUGUGCUGAUUCAAGGGAACACCUUCCAGAGUUUUGACCUGAAGCUCACCUGGGUGGACGCGACUUUCAAGGAGACAGGAAAGCACACUCUCCGCAUCAACACCCCAGAAGGCGUGUUCUUCCUCUUGGCCAAAGAACCAGAGUCACGGGCCGUGUGGCAGUGGAAGCUGAACCAGGCUGUGCGCCAGGCGUUGAGCGGGAAGCGAGACUUCCCUCUGUGGGGCGAGGCUGGCCGAGGGAGAGACCCGCCGGUCUGCCGCUUCUCCAGCUUCACUUUCCGGGAGGAAGGAAGGCUCAAGGGCGCGACCUACGAGGGAGAGUGGCGCCUGAGUAAACCGCACGGCAAGGGGACGCUGACAUGGCAAGAUGGUCGGAAUUAUGUCGGGGACUUCCAGGAAGGCAUGGAACAUGGGUUUGGCAUCUGCCUCAUCCCUCGCGCCUCUGAGGACCGCUAUGACUGCUACAAGUGUCACUGGCGAGAAGGCAAGAUGAGCGGUUAUGGGAUUUGCGAGUAUGGCGACGAGAUGGUCUACAAAGGGUAUUUCAAGGACAACGUACGCCAGGGGUUUGGCAUCUUGGAGAAUGCUUCGGAUGCUGAGCAGCCGUUCAAGUACUCGGGGCACUGGGAAAAUGACAAGAAACAUGGCUAUGGCAUCUGGGACGACAAAGAGAGAGGGGAGAGGUACAUUGGGAUGUGGCAGGAAGACCAGAGACAUGGACCAGGGCUUGUGCUCAUGCAGUCGGGCGUCUGCUAUCAGAGAACUUUCCACAUGGAUAAAAUGGUGGGACCUGGGACGCUCCUCCUGGAAGACGACUCAAUCUUUGUGGGAAACUUCACCAGAGACUUGACUUUUGUUGGCAAAGGCAAGCUGACCUUCCCAAACGGAUUCACCCUGGAGGGGACGUUCAGCAGCAAAUCUACCCACGGGCUGCAAACUCAAGGAAUCCUGGACACGUCUGGCGAACAGGAUGACACCGCAGAGAAACUCCAGCUGGGUCAGGAAGUAUUCCCAGUUGAGGAAAGAUGGGAAGGCCUCUACAGCCCCUUCCUGGAGUUCAUCCGCUCAGGCGGUCAAGGGGAAACAGAGGAGGCUUUCAUGGGCUUCCACGUUCAGACGAGCAAAGAGCUGAGGAAAUCCCAGGAGUACCUCUUCUGCCACAGAGGGACUGAAGAGGCUCCCAAGAAAGUUGACUAUCUUGAAGAACUCAUUGAACACCAGGAGAAGGAUGACCUGCAAGAUUACCUGCACCAGGCGCUGCAAUCUUCUCUGCACCCCCUGGGGAAAUUCCUGAAGGCCCUGACGUUGGCGUUCCAAGCCAGCUACUCUGGGAUCGGAGCAAACAAGCAUCUUCUCAGCAUGGCGCAAGAGGAGGUCAAGCAUUACGCAAAGAAGAUUUGGGAAUUCUACCAGGGCUUGCUGCGUCUUGCGUUGGAGGUCAAAGGUCAACCGUCUGCCGGAGGCAUGGAGGAGAGUGACCUCAACGGCCCGGCCCUCGUUCUGCCCCUCAUCCUGCCGUGUUUCUAUCCAGAACUCUCGAUGCUCUACAUGCUUUACCACCAGAAAGAGGAUGACCUGUAUUGCCAAGGGAUUGUGGAUCUGAGCCUGUUUCCUGAUGUUAAGCUGCUUGAAUUCCUGGAGGUCCAAAAAUAUUUGUGGCCCCUCAAAGAUCUGACGCUCACAAGUAACCAGAGACGAUCACUGGUCAAAGACCGCUGCUUUCUUUCUGCUACUGAAUGUCUACAGAAGCUGAUCACCACUGUUGACCCGCGGGAAAAACUGGACAUUCUCCAAAAGACAUACGAGGAAAUUGAGAAGACAGUGAACCGGGUGCUGGAGAAGGAAUAUAGCCUGCCAAUGGACGACCUCUUGCCGUUACUGAUGUAUGUUGUGACGAGGGCAAGUAUACAACAUUUAGGAGCAGAAAUCCACCUGAUCAGAGAUCUGAUGGACCCGACAAAUGAAGGAGGCAUGUACGACUUCCUGCUGACAGCACUCGAGUCGUGUUAUAAAUUCAUCCAGAAGGAAAUAAGACUCCGCCCAAGUUGGCAGGUCCUACACAAUUCCUGAGAGUUGCACAGCAGCAUUCAUUGUCCUAACAAAGGAUGCUGGAAAGAGAAGGAACUUGAAAUUGUCGCUGCUGGGUUUUCCAUUUUUUGGUAUGUCUUUCCUAUGGGAAGGAUGUUUGGUUUUUAAGACACAAUUUCUUUGAAAUUGACAUUUGAAAAAGAAUGGUUCUUUGACAUUGAUGAGAAGGCUGCAGACAGAAGGAAGUCAACUUGAUUCCAGGUGCAAUACUCCCGUUCCUCGUCUCAUCCUCAUCCUCAUGCAAAAUGCAACUUUCUAUUCCUGGACAAGAGGACUUACCAUUUUGGAGGCAAGAGGUUAAUUCUGGUCCUGCUGGGGCCAGAAACAAAGCUGUUUUGAAGGUCACCAAAACCAGGAAUUUGCCAGAACCGAUCUUGUUUGGGCCAGUGCAAUUUUUUAACCAAGCGCUUUAACCUUUCAUGUCAAAUUACCACCGUUUAUUAUUUCCUUGUUUGUUUACGAUUCAUGGAGCAUCUUGCAAAAGACAGUCUUGUGUACUGCUAAAACA